AUGGUCAGCAUUGCCUCCAACUCGAAACCCGUCGAAACCAAGGAAGAACAGCAGCCGUCUGUUACGACCAACAACUUCGACGAUACCAACAAACACGCAGACAAACCCAAAGAAAAACAAACCGUUCCUGCACCCAUUCCAAAAGUGAAUCCAUGGCAAGUCAAGAAAUCAGAAACGACCACCGAGCAAGCCGCAGACAAAUCCACCGAGAAACAAGAUCAAUCCACAGAUGUGAGCUCGUGGCCCGCACCGAGUGAGACCCCCAAGGAAGAGGAAGUCGCUGAAAAGAAAACAGAAAAGUUCAUUGCACCCAAAGGUAAAGGUAAAGGCCAAUGGAAGCCUUAUACCCCCACCAUUGUCCAUGCCACUCCCACCCCUGGUUCCGGUCGUGCACGUGGCACCCGCAGUCGCAACGCGAAUGACUCGCGCAAAGACAGAAAACCUCGCCGCAGCAGCCAUUCCGGAGCGUCACACCGAACCAAGGAAUCCAAGCCUGCCACGGCCCCCGAAAAUCACACCGAAGACAAAAAAAAUCUCGCCAAUGGCGUCAAGCCGGCCGAAUCUUCCGCUGCCGAUGCCCCCGCUUCAUCAUCACAUCACACCAGUCGAGGCGGUUUCCGUGGCCGUGGUCGUGGCCGUGGAGGUUUCCACGGUAGUCGUCAUGUCAAUGGUAACAUGUUCCCCAUGAACCGAGCCCGUCCCGUUUUUGUCAACGUCGACGCUGAAACCCUAAAAACCUAUAUCGUACAACAAAUUGAAUAUUAUUUCAGUAUUGAUAACCUUUGCAAGGAUAUCUUUUUGCGUAGUCAAAUGGAUUCCCAAGGUUACGUUAACCUUGAUCUGCUCGCCAACUUUAACCGAGUCAAGGGUCUUACGACGGAUAUGGAUUUGAUCCGCGAGGCUUUGAAACAGAGUGAAUUGUUGGAUUUGACGAGUGAGGAUAAAUUGCGCCGAAAAGAAGGUUGGGAAACCUGGGUGUUGCCUACUACCAACACGACCAACACCACCAAUGCUACCACCGGCACUGCGGCUGCCCCCGAGUCAUCGGCUCCCAACAAGUCUUCUUCGCCGGCACCCCAUGAAACUGUUGCUGAUGUGGUCAAGCACAAUAUUCCUGCCAACCCUCCUCAGCCUACGCUCAAGUCCUUGGCUGGUACUGCCAACCUUCCUUCCGGUACUCCCGCCGUCAAGAAGCCUUCCAACAACAAUGAACGACGUGGUUCUCAAAUGGACGAAUUGAAUGAAGACGAUAUGUUUGACUUUGACGAUGACUGGACUGAUGGCAGCCGAGCCAACACCGUGAAGAAAUACUAUCUCUCGGAUGACGAUUCCGACUUUGAAGAUGAUGAUCACGAAAUCGAUGACGAUAUGGUGGCUCGUAUCAUGAUUGUUACUCAGCGUAAGCGAGACAAGUCGCACAUCUCGUAUGAUCGCGCCAAGAUGAACGACGAAAUCUCGGAAAUGAUCAAUGAAGGCUUGUACCAGUACGAGACCGGUCUUGGUGGUCAUAAGACCGUGACCAAAAAGAUUGGUACCGCCGAUCAGGAUCACUUUGCUCAACUGAGCGCCAGUGCGAAACAGAGAGAAAGUGGUGAACUUGUUGGCAGCAAUUUCUCUAGCAAGACCAUUUCCGCCAAACCUAUCAAGAAUGAUAAGAAUGCUCCUCGCUUCUACCCUGUUCGUCCCGAAUCACUUCCAAGCAGUGCUUUCUAUGGUUCUACUCCUCGUUCAGCAAAUAAGAAGGAUGCCCAUGAUCAAGGCCACGUUGGUUGGGUUUUGAGCGAUCAAGCUUACCAUUAUAACCCCAACGAUCUGUUGUCGACGAGCUAUGGCAAGUCGCCUUCUCAGAGCAUGUUGUCGACCUCGGUGGAUAUGGCCCACUCGUUUGGCAACUUCCAACAUCCCAGCCACGAAUUACUGCGUGAAAACGGCUUUGUGCAAAACCGAUACUACAAAUAUCAUGCCAAGGCAUUGAAGGAACGUAAGCAAUUGGGUGUGGGUCAAUCACAAGAAAUGAACACCUUGUUCCGAUUCUGGUCCCACUUCUUGCGUGAUCACUACAACAAGCGUAUGUACAACGAAUUCAAACGCUUAGCGGUGGAGGAUGCCAAUCAGAACUACCGUUAUGGUUUGGAAUGUCUUUUCCGAUUCUACUCGUAUGGUCUCGAGAAGCGUUUCUACAAGGAGAUCUUUGAAGAUUUCCAGCAAUUGACUCAGGCGGACUAUGAUAACGGUUACCUGUAUGGUCUGGAAAAAUUCUGGGCAUACUUGUAUUACCGCAAGGACAAGGCAAAGAGAGAAAUCAAGGUGACCGAUUCUUUGAAUGCGUUAUUGAGCCAGUUCAAGUCGGCCAAGGAUUUCAGAAAUGCCAAAGCACCCAACAAACCUGAAAGCGGUUCUUACAAAGUACCACACCAUGGUGUAAGUCUAAUUGGAGGCGACGAAAGAUAA
Molecule: messenger RNA, 2451 nt
Organism: Radiomyces spectabilis
Lineage: Eukaryota; Fungi; Mucoromycota; Mucoromycetes; Mucorales; Radiomycetaceae
Exons: 7
Coding region: 1-2451 (816 amino acids)
Biological process (GO): positive regulation of translation; mRNA stabilization
Cellular component (GO): cytosol; cytoplasmic stress granule
Molecular function (GO): RNA cap binding
Source: RefSeq, a predicted model, not a curated record